Messenger RNA from Caenorhabditis auriculariae, 1932 nucleotides. NCBI's taxonomy places the organism in Eukaryota, Metazoa, Nematoda, Chromadorea, Rhabditida, Rhabditidae. The record is from the annotation of a GenBank genome assembly.
AUGGUGAGCUCCUCCGACGAUGAAGAUUUUUCAGGUGGCUUUCAGAAAUUUUCUGGUCUUCAAAAAUUUUUUGAUUAUAUUUUUCUGAGCAGGAAGUAAGAGUAUUUAUUCAUUUUAUUAAAAAUCCCAUGGUGUAAAUUUUUUUAAAGUUAUGUCAGAUUUUUUUGCCUCAAAAAAAUUUUAAGCAAGGAAGUUUUUUUGAAAAUAUUGUAAUAUUUUUAAUUUUUUUAAUCUUUUUCUUUACUCCACUUCACAUUAUCAACCUUUUUUUCCAUGUGAUUUAUUUGAAUUUUGUAGAUCUUUUUGUAUUAUUUAAAUUCGUUUUGGCUAUCCUAGACGUGGAAGGACGGCUGUUCCUGGAUUUGCGACGGGCGACCGUCUACCGGACGAACAGCGGGAUUCCCUUGGGACAAAGGGACCUCCCGGCUCCGCCCAGCCAGAGACAACGGACCCGUUAUGUUCGUCUCGAAGAGCUCGACCGUUUCUUCGGAAUCGUCCAUGAUAUCCUCAGCGGACAGCUCUAUCAGUCCAUUCCCGCCUAUAGGGAGGUGAAUAUUGAAACAGUAGUUAGGGGCUUGAACUUCAUAGGUAUAAAAAUCCUUUGUUCGAUAACAGAUACUUUUGUUUAAACGUUUGUCCUUUUAAAAACUAAGUUUAUUUUUCAAAAGAUAUGAGUUUUUUUAAAUUUUGAUGUUCCUUCGAAUUUUCAGGCUUUUUUUUUGAUGACUUACAUAAAAUUCGAAACAGAAAAAUAAUUUUUUUCCAAUAGCUUGAAAAAAAAUAAAUGAAAUGAGUUAUGUUGGAUUUUUGGCCAAAAAUUUUAAACGAUUUUUUUGGACAGAUUUCGAGAAAAAAAAAUGCUUUUUUUAUAGGUUUUGACUGGGAAAGUAACUGGAAAAAGUGAUUUUUCUCAAUUUAUAUUCUUUCUGUUUAUUUUAUGUAUGCUUCAACUUGCUCGAUUCUAGAAUCUACUUUCAGUACAUUUUUAAGCCUUUCUUAGCUGAUUUUUUUCAAAAUUUUUUUAUUUUACUAAUUAUCGAGAUUACAUUUUUAUGGGAUUUCUAUAAAAAAAUCAAUUUUCUACCUUUCUCAAGUGGUUUUUUUCAUUUCAAGUCUCUUGUUUCACAAUGAAAAAAUCUGAAUUACUUAUAAUUUCCUCCAAAAUUGAAUCUCCACCUUCUUAACUAUUUUUUUUGAAAUGCAAUCUAGGAAAAAACCUGAAUUUAUUUUAAAAUCAAAUUUCAACUUUCCUAACCAACAUUCUUAGGAACUCGAGUGGUCCGUAUAGGAGCAACCUAAGGGUCCUUUGGAGGGUCUCCUCUAGAAACUACUUUACCAAGCUCUUUAGGGGUCACUAAAUCUUGAAAAAGGGGCCUCUAUAGGGGACAUGCUAGUAAAUAACUGUUCUGAACUACAAGCGAAGAAGCACUUCCAUGGAGAAUAAAUAAGCGUUUUUGAGUCCCCUAUGGGGCCCACUUGAGCUUUUGGGACUAGGGGGUCAAUCCGUAAUCCCCUAAAGGGACCACCUUAAUUUUACCCCUAUAGGGAUCACUUUUUCAACUCCCAUAAAGGUUGUUUUCAUCCCUAACCCCUAAAGGGACCACUAUGAAAUCCCUAUUCCGUUCCAAACCGAAGGAAUCUUUAGAUAAUCCCGCGGGAGGAGUUCGUGGUCGUCUCGCAGAGCUUCUUCAGCGAACGGAUCAACCGGGUGACGAGCUCGAGGGUGGAGGGCGCGGUCGACGCGGGGACGCCGCUCAUCAAGGUGCUCGCCGACGUGAUCAACUCCUACGGCGAGGUCGUGACGCACGACGGCGCCCUGCAGAUGAUCGUCGAGCGGGAGUCGUCGGCCUCCUGGCAGCAGGCCGUCCGUCGCGUCAACGACGACAUGAUGAACGACUACGACACGUUUACCAAUGCUUGUGAAAGGUGCUG